Messenger RNA from Pongo pygmaeus (Bornean orangutan), 2239 nucleotides. RefSeq names its product dCMP deaminase (gene DCTD). Gene Ontology annotation, molecular function: zinc ion binding; dCMP deaminase activity. The transcript is spliced from 7 exons. The record is from RefSeq and is a predicted model, not a curated record. The coding region runs from base 402 to 938 and encodes 178 amino acids. Gene Ontology annotation, biological process: pyrimidine nucleotide metabolic process. Lineage: Eukaryota; Metazoa; Chordata; Mammalia; Primates; Hominidae. Gene Ontology annotation, cellular component: cytoplasm.
GACCGGGAGACGUACCGCGACGCGCAGCAGCGCCUUUGCGGCGUGCGACCCGCCCCCGCCGUCCCUCUCUCCCUCCCCUCAGGGCUUCGGGCCCCCAGCGCCGGCCGCCGUUCUGCGAACGCGCGGCGUCCGGGCCGCUGCCCCCUUCCGGCCCCGCGGCGGCCCCGCCUCCUCUCCCGACUUCCUUCCCUGAGCGCGGCGGCGGCGGCGGGGACGAGCACCGGCCUACGCGCGGAGCCGGCACCGGAUGGUGGGCGGGGGCCCCCCGUGCGGCUGGGCCUCAGUCCUCACGGGGCUCUAGUGGGCGUUCAGCCACGCCAGGAGAAGGCGCCCGGGGGAUUAACAGGAGCCUUCCCUCGCCCCCCCAUGACUCCGCCUCCCUCCUAUUUAGUAGACCCAACAUGAGUGAAGUUUCCUGCAAGAAACGGGAUGACUAUUUGGAAUGGCCUGAGUAUUUUAUGGCUGUGGCCUUCUUAUCAGCACAGAGAAGCAAAGAUCCAAAUUCCCAGGUCGGCGCCUGCAUCGUGAAUUCAGAAAACAAGAUUGUUGGAAUCGGGUACAAUGGGAUGCCAAAUGGGUGCAGUGAUGACCAGUUGCCUUGGAGAAGGACAGCAAAGAAUAAGCUGGACACCAAAUACCCAUACGUGUGCCAUGCCGAGCUGAAUGCCAUCAUGAACAAAAAUUCGACCGAUGUGAAAGGCUGUAGUAUGUAUGUUGCCUUGUUCCCUUGUAAUGAAUGUGCUAAGCUCAUCAUCCAGGCAGGUAUAAAAGAAGUGAUUUUCAUGUCUGAUAAAUACCAUGAUAGUGAUGAGGCAACUGCUGCGAGGCUCCUGUUUGAUAUGGCCGGGGUGACAUUCCGGAAAUUCAUACCAAAGUGCAGCAAGAUUGUCAUUGACUUUGAUUCAAUUAACAGCAGACCGAGUCAAAAGCUUCAGUGAGUUACAUCUCAUUAAAUCGCCAGAAGAUUGGGAUUAUCCUCUUCUAAGAAGUUGCUAAUGCCUUUUAUCUUGAAGUACACAUAACUUCUUACUAGCCAGUAUGGCAAAAGUAGACAUCUAAAGAAUAUAAAGCCUCAAAUCUUCCUUCCUGCCUCUCUUGUCACAUGGAAUCUACAUCUGUUUGAACUAUUGAUUUAGGGUUUAAAAUAGGGGAGCUUGUGGUGGCCUGGUGCACAGGGCUAGAACGAGGGUGCCUCCCCUUCCUGUGUCCUGGCUGGCUGGGAUCCUGGUGGCUCUUCAGAGGAGCGUCAGCUGUCUGUCAUCCGCUGCGAUCCGGCAGCCUCUCUUCACUGCUACAUGUGCUGGAAGGACAAAUAAAUAAUUGUGGUUGUGUUCUUAGCAGGGACGAGCAGACACACUGAUCUGAACAUCUGGCCCAAGUGGAGCAUGGCAUAUAGUGCCCUUGGAAGGAAAUUAGGCCUCAAAUGACAGUAGCAUUGAAGUAUUUGCGGCUGAGUUGAGGGAAACCCCCAGCCACCCUCACGGAAUCCGAGAUAGGGUGGCACAUCUGUCCUGACAGACGAGGAGUGUAACUGAACCAGGAAUAUUUCCUCCAUCCCUGCUCUCCCGCUGCACACAGGGUGGUGGCACAUUAUCCCUGUGAGGGCGGGGGGAUGCCUGUUGUUUUGGCUCAUUUUGGGUUUGUUGGUCACAUGGAGCUCUUCCAUUUCGUUUAGCUGAAUAAUGAGUUGUUCCUAGAGGAGACAGCCUGUCUCUCCUUGUUGCCCCCAAAGCCCAUGCCCUGCCGUGGUGGCAGCUGGGGCUGUGGAUGGGAGGGGUCCCCAACAUGGAUGUGUUGCCCCUCCUCCGCAUGCCAACGCGGUUCAUGUACAAGGCCCCUCUGCAACUGGAGAGAAAAUUCCUGUCCCGUGAGUGGAUUGUGAGAAAUUCCGCCCACGUGGAGACAGUUUAUUGCAGCACUGUUGGUGCUCAGAGCUCUUCUGUGCCCUGGCUCCAAGCUUUCACCUACACAAACGUCACCUUCCUAAUCACCACGGGGUGGGGAGCGUGUGGCUGUGCCCCUUCUCUUUAAUCUCAUUUAAUUUUUAUUAAACAUGCUCAGUACCUGUGUUGAGAAAAGGCUUUCUUUAUCCAAAAGAUUAUUACCUUCUUAAAGUGCUCUUAUAUUUUCAUGAGUUUUUAUUUUGUCUCUGAGAUUCUGUAUUCCACAUUCUAGGGUAUUCUCUAAUUUGGCUCCUUACCAAUAUUAUUAAAAUCUUAUUAAAAUCUACUCUACCAAA